This is a messenger RNA of Angiostrongylus costaricensis, 972 nucleotides long. Lineage: Eukaryota; Metazoa; Nematoda; Chromadorea; Rhabditida; Metastrongylidae. The record is from the annotation of a GenBank genome assembly.
CGCAUCAUGGAUGAGUUACUGCUAAACUCCAACUUGCGACUCUAUUUUUCCGCACAAUUCAUUUCUGAGUAUAACUUCAUUGGUGCUGAGAUAUUUGCAAAACUCCGGACCGGAGGUCCUAUACUGCGGGAGAAACCGACUACACCGUUCAUCGUUUUACCGGAAGAAGCCAGAUUUGCACCGUUGGUGAAGAAAAGCAGAUUUGCACUCGACAUAGGAGGAACGUUGGUCAAGCUCGUUUAUUCUACAGUCUGUGAGCGUAGCAUUGGCGGUGAGCCAGAUGUGCUUCUUAAUUUCAAGAAGUUCACAGGAAUAGAAGCAUGCCUGGAGUUCAUCAAAGAAAAUUGGCACGACCGUGUAUCCGAUGAUGUCUUACACUGUACAGGCGGUGGAUCAUUCAAAUACGCCGAAAUGAUGCACAAAUCUUUGGGAGUGAAAGUUAAACGAACGGACGAAAUGAGAUCUCUUAUCUUUGGAUGUGAUUUCCUUUUGAAAAAUAACGAAGACGAAUCAUUCACAUACCACCACGAAGCUGUGGGAAUAGAACGAUAUCAGUACAAACCAAUAGACACUGAUUCGAUCUACCCGUUCCUGCUGGUGAACAUUGGUACUGGAAUUUCCGUUCUUAAAGUUGAUUCGCAAUCGACGUUUCAACGAGUUGGCGGUAGUUCUAUGGGGGGUGGUGCGUUCAUUGGUCUCGGGCAUCUAUUGACGUCAGCUCAAAAUUUCGACGAUCUUCUGCUAAUGGCGGAGAAGGGUGAUCAUCGAAAAUGUGACACAUUGGUGUGCGAUAUUUAUGGAGGCUCGUAUGAGAAUUUAAAUCUACCCGGUGAUUUGAUUGCUGGUUCGUUUGGGAAGUGCAGUCGGAUCGGUAAACAUUCUUCAGAAUCAGACAUUGCUAAAUCACUACUGCUAAUGAUCAGUAACAAUAUUGGACAGGAACCCGGCGUUUUCAUUAGGAAGCGCAGCUAA